AUGCGCAAGUUAAAUAUUCAGGUUGACAAUAUACACUGCGAGCAGUGUGAGUCUUUUCUUCUACAAAUUCUAUCUGGUUACUUUAGUUGGGGUGACUCUUCACUUGAUAAGAUGAUACUGUCUAACGGGUCAUCUCUCAAGAAUCCUAAGAUGAAGCAGAAAAUUUCUGGAAGUAGUGAUGAGGAAUCGUCACUACCUAUUGCUGCAACGAGUUGCCAUAUCGACAGAAUAUCUGGCACGGUAAGCAUCGACUUUCCAAGCAACAGUCAAUCUCACAAUAUUGAUCCACCUUCAGCAGAAUCUCCGAAGGAUGAAUUGAUAAAGAAAUCUGUACUGAACUCCCUCAAGAAUGAUCUUGAAAAUGUGGGCUUUAAGAUUUCUGAUAUGUUUGAAGAUAACGAUCGAGAAGGUAAAGAUCAUUAUAGCUCCCGUUAUCAAUAUCAACAGAAACCCUCUACAUUCAGCAAAGUUAUGAAUUUUUUGUUGAAAAAGCAAGAACAAAGACAGCGGAGGCAUCUUGAGCACUGCGAAAUGUGUCGGAAGGGUUCAACCGAGAUUAAAGAAGAUGACCUCGAAGUAGUAGUUAGUGACCCUAUAAGAUACAGAGCGGUGUUUGCCAUUAGUGGCAUGACAUGUGCAAGCUGUGGACAAAACAUCGAGACAGCCAUUCUGAGAGCCUUAAAAACUACUGUAGAGACAGAUGUACCAAACAUUGCGGUUGAUCCGUUAACACAUACUGCUGUGGUUGUAAUUCCAAACAAACAGAUUGUUCAAAAAAUAAUCGAUCACGUUAACGAAUCAGGUUACACUGCUCUGCUAGUUGAAAUAUUACCUGUAAGCACUGAAAGACGAUUUAAAGUGACCGCUGCCAUCGGGGGGAUUACUUGUGCAGCCUGCGCAUCUACAAUUUCGCACGCAGUUGGCGAUUUGGCAUUUGUUGAGGAUGUUGCUGUAAAUGUCGUUUCGAAAACUGGCGUGUUCAUUUUAGACUCAAACGAUGCUUCAUCAAUAUCGCUACUACAAGAAACAAUCGAAGAUUGUGGUUAUGACUUCACAAUGAUGGGCAACCCUGAACCUAUCCAUCAUACCUCUCUUAAAAAGCAAACACGUACCGUCAACCUAAAGAUUGAAGGUAUGCUCUGUAAUCACUGCCCUGAGCGAGUCAACACAGCUCUUUCUAAAUUUGGAGAUGCUGAAUUGAUUGUUGAAGAUUCCAUCACUUUGCAAAGACCUUACAUCAAGUUCACUUACGUUCCCGACGUUGCCAAAAAAGUUACAAUUCGCUCUAUAAUUGAAGCGAUAAGAGAUGAGCUUUACGAGGGGCCUGCUUCGGAUGUUACUAUUUCUAUCGUUGAAGAGAUGUCCCUUGAUGAUCAUCUUAAGAAAAUGGCAAAACGUGAAACGAUAGAAAUUUCCGUAAGACUGUUAAUUUCAACAAUUAUCGCUAUCCCUACGUUCAUUUUCGGUGUGGUGGGUAUGUCCUUACUACCUGAAGGGAAUAGAUUUAGAAAAUGGCUAGAUUCGCCAAUUUGGCGAGGUAAUGCAUCUAGAGACACAUGGAUUCUUUUCAUUUUGAGCACACCUAUCUAUUUUUUCAUUGAUGAUCUGUUUCACAGAAAAGCUUUCAUGGAAGUUAGAGCUCUAUGGCGGCAGAAAAAUAAUUGGAAGAGAAGACUAUUUCGCUUUGGUAGUAUGAACCUAUUAAUGUCUCUGGGAACAUCAGUCGCAUAUUUUGCAAGCAUUGCUCUUCUUAUCAUAGCAGCAAAUUCAGAAAGACAUGGUGAUGAGAUGGGCUACACUACUACUUAUUUCGACUCUGUUGUCUUCCUUACAUUUUUCCUGCUGAUUGGCCGUUUGUUAGAAAGUUUUUCCAAGAGUCGCACGGCUCAGGCUAUAAAUGAGCUCGGAUCGUUGAAGAAACACGAAGCGACCUUAGUGGACUACAGAAGUGAAGGAGUUUUUGAAAAUGAUCAAAUUUUGGACAUAAAAUAUUUGGAAAUUGGUGAUUACAUAAAAAUUUCUCCGGGAGAAUCCUUGCCAGUCGAUUGUAUCAUUGUGAAAGGAGAAUCGGAGUUUGAUGAAAGUGCUUUAACGGGCGAGUCUAUACCGAUUGAUCAUUCUGUUGGAGAACAAAUAUUUGCGGGAACUGUGAAUGUUGGAAACAAAGUUGUGAUCGGAAAACUGUGCUCAUUAGACGGUAGUUCUCUAAUUGAUCAAAUUGUGAAAUCUAUACGUGAAGGACAGUUGAAACGUGCUCCCAUUGAGAGACUUGCUGACAUUCUAACCGGCUAUUUUGUACCCAUCAUAACUCUUCUAGCAGUAAUAACAUGGGUCAUUUGGAUUGUUCUAGGCUACAGUGGGGCCUUGCCUAAUUCGUAUCUUGACAUUGACUUAGGUGGAUGGGCUUUGUGGUCCCUGGAGUUUGCAAUAUCAGUUUUUGUCGUUGCAUGCCCUUGUGGAAUAGGGCUUGCCGCCCCAACAGCCUUAUUUGUUGGCGCUGGAAUAGCAGCAAGAAAUGGUAUAUUGGCAAGGGGCGGAGGAGCUGCUUUUCAAGAGGGAUCAAAAGUAUCGGUAGUAUGCUUUGAUAAGACAGGUACUCUAACUUCGGGAGGAAAACCAAAAAUUACAAAUUUUGCAAUCCACAACCAUCCUAAAUUGAAAACAAUUGCUGUCCAAGUGACAAGGGAUAUGGAGCUUGCUUCUAAACACCCUUUGUCAGCUUGCGCUAAGACCUUUGUGAUGGAGAAUUUUAGUAACUUAAUUGGAAAUGUUAAAAUUCCUAAUGUCGAAGUAGUUGCCGGCAAGGGCUUAAAGGGUGAAAUUGUGCUUGAUAAUGAGCAAUGUGAUUCUGUUUGGAGCGACUUGAAGCCAGAGGCUGCUAUAAUCGGAAACGAGAAAUUUACUGAAGAGAAUGAUUGUCACUUGAGCUCAACACAGAUCCAACUGUUGACUGAAUGGAAAGUCAGCGGUAAAAGUAUCAUAAUCGUUGCACUUAAGUGUGAAAGAUUCUUCGGGAAUUCCAAAUAUUUCCCUGUUUUGUUGAUGGCUGCUAGGGAUGAAUUGAGGCCAGAAGCAAAGGGAGUAAUUAAGCAACUACAGAACGAGGGUAUCGAAUGUUGGAUGAUUUCAGGAGACAAUGCGAUCACAGCAAAGGCUAUUGCCAAGGAAUUGAAUAUCGACAAUAUUGUAGCGGAAGUUUUACCAGAUGAAAAGGCUGACAAAGUUAAAUGGAUCCAAAACACGAGAAUAAUAGAUGGAAAGCCGGCCGUUGUGGCAAUGGUAGGGGACGGAAUUAAUGAUGGGCCAGCACUGGCAUCAGCAGAUGUUGGAAUCGCUUUAGCAUCUGGAUCGGAUUUAGCAAUGACAUCAUGUGAUUUUGUUCUUCUCAAUUCCACAAACACUCUUUCUUCUUUAUUAACUCUCCUACAGUUAUCGCGGAAGGUUUUCGCCAGAGUUCGUUUCAAUUUUGGAUGGGCGCUUAUCUACAACAUGAUUGGUGUUCCUAUAGCUGCUGGCGUCAUCUAUCCAUAUAAUAAUUCAAGACUAUCUCCGGUGUGGGCAAGUGCAGCAAUGGCAGCAUCUUCUGUAUCGGUCGUUCUCAGCAGUUUAGCACUUAAGUUUUUCCGUCCUAGCAAAAUUAUUAACGAUCCAUCGUACAAACUAGGACUUGAAAAUACUGAAGUUGUUGAGGAGAAGUUCGCUUGA
Messenger RNA from Lachancea fermentati, 3705 nucleotides. The record is from the annotation of a GenBank genome assembly. Lineage: Eukaryota; Fungi; Ascomycota; Saccharomycetes; Saccharomycetales; Saccharomycetaceae.